Molecule: messenger RNA, 6355 nt
Organism: Mangifera indica (mango)
Lineage: Eukaryota; Viridiplantae; Streptophyta; Magnoliopsida; Sapindales; Anacardiaceae
Product: protein TSS-like
Exons: 25
Coding region: 327-6116 (1929 amino acids)
Biological process (GO): organelle organization
Cellular component (GO): cytoplasm
Molecular function (GO): protein binding
Source: RefSeq, a predicted model, not a curated record
UUCCUUAUCACACCCACUCCUCUCUGUAUCUCUUUUCUUUCACCAAGUGGCUGAGAGCUCCAUUUCAAAAGUCCUAUGGUUAAGCAUUCUUCAUUAUCCAACUUCCGAAAAACUUCACUCUCGUUUCUGUGCUGUUUUUAGCUUGUAUUUUUUAUGGUUUUUACACAUAUUUGGAGUAAAGUCUCUUGUCAAUUUGGUCUGCAAUCAUCCCGAGAAUUUCGAUAGUACAUUAAAGACCCUUGGAAUUUCAGAAUUCCUCCGUGUCUUCUGCUUCUGCUACUUGGUCGAUUCAAAGAGCUUAAUCAGUUCAUCCAACCAGCUCAAAAAUGGCUCCAAGGAACAGUCGCGGCAAGGCUAAAGGUGAAAAGAAGAAGAAGGAAGAGAAAAUUCUGCCGGUUGUAAUGGACAUCACCAUAAACCUUCCCGACGAAACUCGCGUUAUUUUAAAGUUACAAGUCAGCGACACCAACUUUUUGAUGGGAAUAUCAACGGACAGGAUCAUAGAUGUUCGUCGGUUGCUCUCUGUAUACACCGACACUUGCAGUAUCACAAAUUUUUCGUUGUCUCAUGAGGUUCGCGGGCCACGGUUAAAGGACACUGUCGACGUGUCAGCAUUAAAGCCCUGCGCCCUCACUUUGACUGAAGAGGAUUACGAUGAGGAACGGGCAGUGGCGCACGUUAGACGAUUGCUGGACAUCGUUGCGUGUACGACGUGCUUUGGGCCGUCCGGUACGACCAAGGACGGCGCAAAGUCAGACGUGGCGAAGAAUGCUGUGGACAUUAAAAGUGCGAAGAAAACCACCGCGAAACCCAGUAAUGACAAGCAAUCGCCACCACCGACAUCAUCAAAAAUUUCAAAAUCGCCGUCGUCAAGUGACGAUUUUGUCGGCGGAGACGGGGAGAUGAGCCAUUCCUACCCUAGACUCGGCAGUUUUUAUGAGUUCUUCUCUCUUUCUCACCUCACUCCUCCUCUUCAAUUUAUAAGGAGGGCAAAUAAAAGACAUCUUGAAGACGUUUCAACUGAUGAUCAUAUUUUAUCACUUGAUGUGAAGCUUUGCAAUGGGAAAUUGGUUCAUGUUGAAGCUUGUAAGAAGGGUUUCUAUAGUGCUGGAAAGCACCGGCUUCUCUGCCACAAUCUUGUUGAUUUGUUGCGGCAGCUUAGCCGAGCCUUUGAUAAUGCUUAUGAUGAUCUCAUGAAAGGAUUCGCGGAGCGUAAUAGGUUUGGGAAUCUUCCUUAUGGUUUCAGAGCAAACACGUGGCUCAUCCCUCCUAUUGCAGCUCAAUUUCCAUCAGUUUUCCCUUCUCUUCCUACAGAAGAUGAAGCAUGGGGAGGAAAUGGAGGUGGUCUAGGGAGAGAUGGAAAAAGUGAUUUGAUACCUUGGGCUUAUGAGUUUUCGUCUCUUUCAUCUAUGGCUUGCAAGACAGCAGAAGACAGGCAAAUACGAGAUAGGAAGGCAUUUCUUCUUCAUAGUUUAUUUGUUGAUGUUGCUAUUUUAAGAGCAAUCAAGGCAGUGCAGGAGGUUAUGAGAAGAUCGGAUCUAACCUGUUCAACUAACAGUGAUUUUCUAUAUACGGAGAAAAUUGGAGAUUUGAGCAUCAUGGUUAUGAAAAGUGCAACCAAUGCAAGCUUUAAAGUGGACACCAAGAUUGAUGGAACUCGAGCAACUGGAGUGGAUAGAAAGAAUUUAGUAGGAAGAAAUCUUCUGAAAGGGAUCACUGCUGACGAAAAUACUGCUGCACAUGAUGUUGCUACCCUUGGUGUUGUUAAUGUAAGAUAUUGUGGCUAUGUAGCUAUUGUGAAAGUUGAUGAGAGAGGGAACAAAAAAGUUGGUCCACUACCUCAAAGCUUUGAACUUGAACAGCCUGAAGGUGGCGCUAAUGCCCUUAAUAUCAACAGUUUAAGAUUACUUCUUCACAAAUCAACACCAUUGGAAGAGAAUAAAAUGGCGCCACACGUGCAAAAUUUGGAAUGUGAAGAACUUAAUGCUUCCCAAGCAUUUGUGGAGAGAUUGCUAAAAGAGAGUAUCGCUAAACUUCAGGAAGAGGAACCAGAGCAGGACCAGUUUGUGAGAUGGGAACUUGGAGCCUGCUGGAUACAGCAUUUGCAAGACCAAAAAAAUGCAGAAAAAGACAAGAAACCAGCAAAUGAGAAGGCUAAGAAUGAAAUGAAGGUUGAAGGGCUCGGAACACCUCUUAGGUCCCUUAAGAACGAUAAGAAAAAAUUGGAUGGAAGAAAUCAGAAAAUUCAGACUGAAAAUUUGACAUCCCAUGCAGAUGGAGUUACUGACGAAUCUGAAUAUUCUGCUAAAGCUUCUAUAGAAGCUCAGCUUGAAACCUGCACCAAAUAUAAUGAGCUUACACUUAAAGGCAUGUUGUCUGAUAAGGCAUUUGCUCGACUAAAAGAAUCUGAAACUGGACUUCAUCGUAAGUCUUUGCCGGAAUUAGUUGAUCUGUCCAACAAAUAUUACAUUGAAGUUGCUCUACCAAAACUGGUAGCAGACUUUGGUUCUCUUGAACUUUCACCUGUUGAUGGCCGGACUCUAACAGACUUCAUGCACACUAGAGGCCUUCGGAUGCGUUCUCUGGGACAAAUUGUGAAGCUUUCAGAAAAAUUGUCACAUGUACAAUCACUCUGUAUCCAUGAGAUGAUAGUUCGAGCCUUUAAGCACAUUCUUCAGGCCGUUAUUUCCGCUGUUGGUAAUACUGAGAAAAUGGCUGUAUCUAUAGCUGCUGCACUUAAUCUUCUGCUGGGUGUUCCUGAAAAAGAAGAACUAAAUAAAUCUCAUAAUGUCCAUUCCCUUGUGCGGAGAUGGUUGGAGGUUUUCUUGAUGAAGCGAUAUGAAUGGGAUCUUAAUAGCUUAAGUGACAAUGAUGUUCGAAAAUUUGCAAUCCUACGGGGAUUAUGUCACAAGGUGGGCAUUGAGUUGGUUUCAAGGGAUUUUGAUAUGGAUUCUCCAAGUCCAUUCCGGAAAACAGAUAUUGUUGGCCUGGUACCUGUGCAUAAGCAAGCAGCAUGCUCAUCUGCAGAUGGAAGGCAACUCCUGGAAUUGUCAAAAACAGCUUUGGAUAAGGGAAAACUUGAAGAUGCAGUUACCUAUGGAACAAAGGCCCUUGCAAAGCUAGUAGCAGUUUGUGGUCCCUACCAUCGAAUGACUGCAGGUGCUUACAGCCUCCUUGCUGUAGUCUUGUAUCACACUGGAGACUUUAAUCAGGCAACAAUUUAUCAGCAAAAAGCUUUGGAUAUCAACGAGAGAGAACUGGGGCUUGAUCAUCCUGAUACGAUGAAGAGUUAUGGGGAUCUUGCUGUGUUCUAUUAUAGACUUCAGCACACAGAGCUGGCUCUCAAGUAUGUUAAGCGUGCACUGUACCUUUUGCAUCUCACUUGUGGCCCGUCUCAUCCUAACACUGCUGCAACAUACAUCAAUGUGGCCAUGAUGGAAGAAGGACUUGGGAAUGUGCAUGUUGCCCUCAGAUAUCUUCACAAAGCUCUGAAGUGUAAUCAAAGGUUACUUGGUCCAGAUCACAUACAGACCGCAGCAAGUUACCAUGCAAUUGCAAUUGCACUCUCAUUGAUGGAGGCAUACCCUUUGAGUGUUCAACAUGAACAAACAACCUUGCAAAUUCUUCGAGUGAAGCUGGGCCCAGAUGAUCUCCGUACACAGGAUGCUGCUGCUUGGCUUGAGUAUUUUGAGUCGAAGGCUUUUGAACAGCAAGAAGCUGCACGAAAUGGUACUCGGAAGCCUGAUGCAUCCAUAGCCAGCAAAGGUCACCUAAGUGUAUCAGAUUUACUUGACUACAUUAAUCCUAGUCAUGAUGCCAAGGGAAGAGAUGUCUCAGCCAUAAAGAGAAAGAACUAUAUUACAAAGGUGAAGGGAAAAUCAUUCCCAGAUAUCAAUAUCACAGGUUCUGAUGAAUCUCUCAAAGAAGAUCUGAAAGAAAAUUCAGCUGAUGAGACACAUGUACCUGAACCUGGAGGUGAUGUGGAAGUUAAACAGGAGAUUAGCUCUGUACCAUUUCAGCAGCAGCAGCUUGUGGAGGAAGUGACUGCAAAGGAAAAUUUAAAUGUUGCCGAGGAAAUUUUAUCUGAAACACAUGAUGGAGGAGAUGAUGGAUGGCAACCGGUUCAGAGGCCCAGAUCUGCUGGCUCACAUGGACGUAGGAUAAAGCAGCGGCGAGCGACACUUGGCAAGGUUUAUAGUUAUCAGAAAAGGAGUAUGGAUGCAGUUGUUGACUAUCCAUCAGUCAAGACUACUCAUCAGAACAGUAGGUAUUAUCUUUUAAAGAAACGGACAAUAUCCCAUGGAAGUUCUGUGGAUCACACUCUGAAUUCUUCACAAGGUACCAAAUUUGGUUGUAGAGUAGUUAAGGCUGUAACAUACAGGGUAAAGUCCACUGCUUCAUCUAUCAAAAUGGAUACAAAAGAAAAUUCUAGAAAUGGUGGCAAGCUCUUAAGUUCUCCACCAGAAUCUUGGCCCACUUCUGUACCAAAUGAUCUCAGUUUGAUGAAAAAAUCAAUUAUCAGUCUUGGAAAAUCUCCUUCUUACAAGGAAGUGGCAUUGGCCCCACCAGGUUCCAUUGCAAUGUUGCAUGUAAGAGCUUCCCAAAGUGAUAUUCCAGAUAAUCAGGAAUUCAGUGUUGAGAGAUGUGGAGAUGAAGGGAAUGAAGGAAAAAAUUCUGUUGAUACUCUUGUUACUAGCAUAGAAAACCUCAUUGAAGAGAAGAAUGGAAAUUCUAUAUCGGAAUCAACUGAUAACUCAAAAGAGGAAAUUGGCAAUGUUGAAAAGAGGGAAGAAACUCAAAUUAACACUAUGGUGGAAGAUAAUCCUUCUUUGAUGGCGGCUAAGAAUGUGGAAGAACUUCAUUCUGGUGUUGAGGUUCAUGAAGUUGCACAAGAUACCAUAUUGAUUGAUGGGGAACAAACUCAGAUAAAUGAUGUGGUGGAAGAUAAUCCUUCUUUGAUGGUGUCUAAGAAUGUAGAAGAACUUCAUUCUGAUGUUGUUGAGGUUCAUGAAGUUGCACAGGAUACCAUAUUGAUUGAUGGUAUGCCCAAUUCAAUUGAUUCUCCUCCAAGGGAGUUUUAUGAGAAUGAUUCAUCCAGAAGUUUUGAAUCCCCUGAUCCUGAUAAUUCAAAUCCUGACUUGCAAGUAUUACAGGAUUUGAAGGACAAACCUUCAGCCAUGAAUUUAGAUGAUACUCGAGGAUUACCGAACAGGAAAUUGUCUGCAGCAGCAGCACCAUUCAACCCAUCACCAGGUGUUGCUCGUUUACCAGUAGCAAUAAACAUGACUAUGCCUCCUGGUCCUGGUGAGGCUCCUGCUGUUGCCCCUUGGCCUGUAAACAUAACUCUUCAUCCAGGGCCUGCUACUGUCUUACACACAGUUAACCCGAUGUGCUCUUCCCCACACCAUCCAUAUCCAUCGCCUCCUCCAACUCCUAACAUGAUGCAGCCAUUGCCUUUUAUGUACCCUCCUUAUUCACAGCCUCAAGCAGUGUCUACUGGUACCUUUCAUCACAAUCAUUUCUCAUGGCCAUGCAAUGUGAACCCCAGUGUAUCAGACUUUAUUCCUGGAACAUUUUGGCCCAGCUGCCACCCUGUGGAGUUUUCUGUUCCACCAGCUAUUGUUGAGCCAACUGUUGAUCCAAUAUUGAAGCCAAAAUUGCAACCUGAUGACUCUACAAGUUCAAUGCCAAUCCUGCCAGUGGAUAUUGAUGCUGUGGAAGAAGCUAAGAAAGAAGUGAACAUUCAAACAUCUAAAGAAGUGGAUAAUGCGAAUGAAGUUGUUGAGAUUGAUUUGGAAAGUCUAAAGGAAAAUGGUCAUUCAAAGCUAAGUGGGAUUGAGAAUUCCAGGAAUGGGCCAAUGCAUCAUUUCAACAGUCCAAACGAAAGUUCUGGAAGUACUGUUGAAAGAAGAACUGAAGGCGAGAAAACCUUCAGCAUUUUAAUAAGGGGAAGACGGAACCGAAAACAAACUUUGAGAAUGCCAAUUAGUUUGCUUAAUCGACCAUAUGGCUCACAGUCCUUCAAAGUUUUAAAUAACAGGGUAGUCAGAGGGAGUGAAUCUCCAAAGUCAACCAGCUUUUCUUCAACUGAAGAUUCUUCUGCUAGUGCUAUAUAGUUAGAUUUGUUUUCUUACAAGGCUAGUUUAGCAGGUGCAUUGGGGAAAAAAAGUUGCAAGCCUUCAUUCUAUCAUGAAAGGGACACAAGUUUUCUCUAUUUCUCGUUUUUCCUUUUUUCUGGCAUUCAUCUUUACAAAUUGCCUUGCCUCAUCAGUUUUAUGAUUAGACCACCUUCUGAAAUGUUGCAGGCCAGUAUACUUAAUUGAAGCAUAUUCAAAUAUGUAUUGCUUCUUUUCCA